Messenger RNA from Saccoglossus kowalevskii, 936 nucleotides. RefSeq lists its product as uncharacterized. The record is from RefSeq and is a predicted model, not a curated record. NCBI's taxonomy places the organism in Eukaryota, Metazoa, Hemichordata, Enteropneusta, Harrimaniidae.
AUUCCCUCAAAAGUAAUCACAACGACAAAGUCGGUCUUUCUAGCUACGAUCAGCGUAUUUACAGGAGGUGACCACAGACUACUUGUUUAACCAUUUGCGUUGUAAGCCAGCAGUAUAGCCUAGCUAUGGAUACUUCAGUUACGACAGUGUCGUUAGUAGAGAGAGGUGGCAAGUCGGGUACGGUCGCCUUGGUAAACCCGGAAGCCUCUGGUAAAAUACAUGAUCCAAUGGACUUAGUGGAGUUAGCAAGGCAUGUUCAAAAGGCUGAUGAAUUUGUCCGUGCGAAUGCUGGUAAUAAACUGAUGACAAUUGCAGAACAAAUUCGCCAUCUUCAAAAGCAAGCAAAGAAAGUUUUGGAAGAAGCUAAACGUGAUGCUGAUUUGCACCAUGCAGCUUGCAAUAUUAAAAAGAGACCUGGUCAGAUUUAUUAUUUGUAUAAAAGAGAAUCAGGACAAAAAUAUUUUUCAAUUUUAUCACCAGAGGAAUGGGGAACAAAUUGCCCUCAUGAUUAUCUUGGAGCAUACAAAUUGGAAUUUGAUAUGUCGUGGACACCAGCCAAGAAUAUAGAAAAACGUGGAGAAGAAAUUGCACUUAUUGACAAACUGUUAGCAUCCCAGGGUGCAAUAGCCUAUCCCUCAGAACCUAACUUUGAAGGACUAGAACCAAAGAAAUCCAGUGAGGCUGCUGAUAAAUGAAUAUGAUAUAUGAUUGGUCAGCUGAAGAAAUUGAAAUGACUGUAUAUUUACUUGUUUUAGAUCAAUACUGAAAUGUAUCAUUUCUGUGUCAUUUGAAGUCAAUUUUUACCACCAUUUACAAACUAAACUUUUUCCAUAUUUUUUUCGAAAAUUCUGAUCAAGACCUCUGUAGCCCAACUGUUCCAAAAGGAAUUAAAUAGGCUUGGGUCAGUUUGGUGUACUUUAGAUCACUCUGAAAUGA